GCGACGCUGAUUGGCUGGUGCCCAAUGAGUGACGGGACAAAACCCAGCGACGUGGCCCGGCUGCCGCCGGCUUUCAGAUUGGCGGGUUCUGAGGGGGCCGCGAGGUCGGCCGGGAGGGCGGGCACGGCAGGAGUGAGGCGGUGUCAAAUGUCACUGCGAGCAGCACAGGACAUCCUGAGAGCUUUCGCUGCCGCUCCAUAGCCUCUGCACCGUGGAGGGGAGAUGAAGGCAAACACCAGAGGAAGUUCCAGUGCAGUGAAAUCCCACGGUCCCCAGGGAGCGGCAGGCACCCCAAGUCUGGGAUCAACAUCACCAAGACAGGGGGAGUCACUGUAAAUCCAGGUCAAGUGGACCUGUGAGGACAUCCAGACUGACAAUUUCUCUACACACAGUAGCCUCAACAGAGCCCAGGAGCAAAGCAGAAAACCUAUUCUCUCAGCAUAUUGAAGAUAUUACUCAACUCUCUUCUGGAUUUCAUUGAUGCCACUAAGAAGUCAGCUUUCAGUCUGAAGGUCAUGGUUUUAAAGGUGGAAGACAGCAAGAGCUCAAGUGCCACCGUUCCCUCCAACAUUGCCUCCAACAUUCCCUCGUGCAGGUCCCUGUCAUCCGCCGAGGACGGCCCCAGCGGCCAUUGCAGUCUCCCAGCUGGGGAGCUGGCCCGCAACUUACAGGACAGUGUUAGGCACCGCAUCCUCUACCUCUCCGAGCAGCUGAGAGUGGAGAAGGCCAGCCGGGAUGAGAACACCAUGGGCUACCUCAAGCUGGUGUCCAAAGCCGACCGGCACCAGGCCCCCCACAUCCGGCAGGCCUUCGAGAGGGUGAACCAGCGCGCCUCCGCCACCAUUGCUCAGAUCGAGCGAAGGCUCCGCCAUUGCUACCAGCAGCUGCAGCAGCUGCAGGAAGGCUGCAGGCCCGGGGGCUUCGCGCUGAAGGCAAAGAGCAGCCCGGAUGAGUGCAAGCGGCCCAGCGAGAAGACCCCGCCUUCUGAGCCUCCCAAGCCGGGCAGCGCAGACAGCCUGUCCACCAAGCUGUCUGGCGUCGUCAGACACGUGGCCCUGGAGAGUCACUUCCCGGCCUUGCGGCCAGGGAAGCCCUCCGAGCCAAAGGGUGUGGCCCAGCGGCGCAACUUGCUGUUGCAGAAGAUGAAGGAAGACCUAAAGGCAGCCAGGGAGCUCCACGUCAGCCUCCAGGUGUCCUAUCAGAGCCUGAAGGAGAAGCAUGGGACGGACCUGCGGGCGUCUCUAGUGUCCCUUCGGGAAGAGAAAUGCAGACAAGCGCUGCUGGAGGAACAGGCGGAUGAGCACCUGCAGGGACGCCUGGAUGAGAUCUACCGCCUCAGGCAGAGCCUGGCAAGCGCGGAGGAGAAAAUGGCCUAUCUGUCCUACAAGAGAGCCAAGGAGAUAUGGGAGGUCAUGGAGACUUUCAAGAACCGCAUAUCUAAGCUCGAAACGCUACAACGAGCCGCACAAGAGGAGAUGGUGGAGAACUUCAGGACCCGUCCCCAGAAGUUUGUGUCCCGAUGCACGAGCCUGCUCCUCACGCUGGCCGCCCUCUUCCUGGUCUUCAUCUCCACUGUGUGUGCCUGUCCCCUGCCACUGGUGACCUCCCGCCUGCGCACGUGCACCACACUCGUGCUCAUCAGUCUUGGGGCCCUGGCCUGGCAGAAGCGGCACGUCCUCCCUGCUGCAGACUGGCAGGCCUGGGUCCCCUCCAGAUGGAGACUGUCUUCCAAGGACUCCAGGCCUCUAUCAGAUGGGACUUAAAGCCUGGGUUUGCUAGCUCAUACCGCCUUCUGGGUAUCAAGGACGUCCAGCCAGCCCAACCCAGAUAGCCACUUCUCAGCUCCCCCUUUCUGAUUCCAUCACCACCAGCCCGCCUUGCCCUUCUCUUCCUCGUGACCCUUAGAUACCAUCUGCAGACACAAGUCUUGGAAGAUAUUAAAGUGUCUGAGGCUGAUCUGGGAACAGUGGAUCUGCAGUUCUGUCCCCCUCAUGCCCUCUUGUGACCCAGUGACCAGACCCUCAGAGGCU
Molecule: messenger RNA, 2030 nt
Organism: Lutra lutra (Eurasian river otter)
Lineage: Eukaryota; Metazoa; Chordata; Mammalia; Carnivora; Mustelidae
Gene: TEX28
Product: testis expressed 28
Exons: 7
Coding region: 516-1763 (415 amino acids)
Cellular component (GO): endomembrane system
Source: RefSeq, a predicted model, not a curated record